UCGUGGAAGCAGAAGGCAAAUACUACAGCGAAACUUGGUUGAAGGGCUUUCAUGCGAACUUUGCUGGUCAACAAUGACUAGUCCCCGUUUCGAAAGAAAAGAUAUCAUCAGCGACCUACCAAGAAACAUAGUAGAAAGUAUCCUUGAGCGGAUGCCCGUACGAGAUGCAGCCAGAACUAGUAUUUUGUCAUCUAAGUGGAGGGCCGGGCUGCUUCAGAAAUUGAGUAUAACGGUUUGCAGUGGUAUAGGCCAUUUGAAUGUCAAUGCUCCAAACCUCAGAGUGUUGGUUAUCAUCUGCAAUAGUGAGACAGACUCGCUCUCUUUUGUGACCACUGCCGAACUGAGGGUCUGCAUCAUCGCGAUGUUUAAGAAAAUGGCAAGUCUUAGGGGUAAAACACCUAGUUUGGUUGAGUUUCUUGCUGACUUGCCUAGAGUUUCAGAUCUUUAUUUGGAUAGCUUUUUUCUUGAGCUUUUGGCUGUAGGUGGUCCAUGCAGGCUUCCAACAAUAUCUACCUGUGUGAACUCGCUCUCAUUAUAUACUAUGGUGUUCAGCGACUUGGAUAUUUUUUCAUGCACUCUUCUUUUGAUCCAAAGCUGCCCCAACUUGAUGAAACUUAAGAUAGAGUUCUGCCCAAUUACAAACACUUAUGAAGAGCAGGUCGUAAAUUAUUUGGAAGCACCAACCUGCAUGUUUCAAAGUGAACAGACGCUCACCAAACUUCUUUCGGUGAAUAUAGACUACCUCGGGGGUUUGAAGCCUCAGCUACUUCUCAUCAAGCUUUUUCUAGGCUGUUCACCAAAGCUUGAAACAUUGUUCGUUGAGCUAAGUUUGCAACUCGAUGUGAAUGAAAGAUUCAAGAUUUCAAAAGAGCUGUCACAGUUUCCUCGGUUGUCACCUAAAGCGUCAGUUAUAUACUUGCAUACUUGAAAGCGAUGUCGUUGACAAAGAUGUUUUGCCUUUUUCACACUUGUCCUCCUCUUCUUCUGGUGUCUGGCCCUGGAAAAUUUUGUAGACCGCAC
This is a messenger RNA of Rhododendron vialii, 1020 nucleotides long. Its product is annotated as F-box/FBD/LRR-repeat protein At1g13570-like. Bases 74 to 928 code for a protein of 284 amino acids. Gene Ontology annotation, molecular function: protein binding. The transcript is spliced from 5 exons. Lineage: Eukaryota; Viridiplantae; Streptophyta; Magnoliopsida; Ericales; Ericaceae. The record is from RefSeq and is a predicted model, not a curated record.